This is a messenger RNA of Odobenus rosmarus divergens (Pacific walrus), 3176 nucleotides long. RefSeq names its product adaptor-related protein complex 1, gamma 2 subunit (gene AP1G2). Lineage: Eukaryota; Metazoa; Chordata; Mammalia; Carnivora; Odobenidae. Gene Ontology annotation, biological process: Golgi to vacuole transport; intracellular protein transport; receptor-mediated endocytosis. Gene Ontology annotation, cellular component: membrane coat; AP-1 adaptor complex; Golgi apparatus. The transcript is spliced from 20 exons. Bases 1025 to 2974 code for a protein of 649 amino acids. Gene Ontology annotation, molecular function: clathrin-cargo adaptor activity. The record is from RefSeq and is a predicted model, not a curated record.
UCGGGCCCGGGACCAGGAAGCGCUGGGGGGAAGAGGAGCGGAGUUGAAACAAGCCAGGAUGGUGGUGUCUUCGCUGAAGCUCCAAGAUCUAAUCGAGGAAAUUCGUGGGGCCAAGACGCAGGCCCAGGAGCGGGAGGUGAUCCAGAAGGAGUGCGCCCACAUCCGCGCCUCCUUCCGCGAUGGGGACCCUCUGCACAGGCACCGCCAGCUGGCCAAACUGCUCUACGUCCACAUGUUGGGCUACCCCGCCCACUUUGGACAGGUACUGGGCAGUGAUGCCUCCCUUCUGAGUUUGAUGAGGAAGGCUAAUGGGGCAGGGUCUUGGACACCUUCACCUGCUUGUGCUCUGAUUUUUUUAUUCUCCGAAGUUUCUGAGCCCUCCCUCACAGCAUGCACUGCCUACCUCCUUCCCUAUUACAACCCCUGUAGGUCAUAAGCUGGACUGAACCCUUCAUUCUCUGGCCAGCCCCAUUCAAGCCACCUCCUUUUCUCUCCCACCUCCUCGACUCCUGGUUCCUUGAAACUACCCACUGACUUUGAAUUUCCUAAGCCUUUUCCUUUGUUGAAGGGAGGAUGAUGGGAAAUGGUGCUACCAUAAAUUAAUCUGGUGGUAAAGAAGAUAGAAAAGGGAUGUUAGUGCCUUGAGUUUCACCCCUGCCCCUUCCUGGUCUGCCCCCUUCCCUGUAGAUGGAGUGCCUGAAACUGAUCGCCUCCCCCAGAUUCACAGACAAGAGGGUGGGCUACCUGGGGGCCAUGCUUCUACUGGAUGAGAGGCAGGAUGCCCACCUGCUCAUUACCAACAGCAUCAAGAAGUGAGAGGGUUCUGGGAAGCACUUGGAAUCAGGGAGAUGGGAGAGUGGGAAACUGGGAAGUCCCAGGGGGCUGCCUGAUGUAGGUACUGGGAAGGAUGGAUUUCUCAGAGCUUGACUGACCACCCUCCCGACUCUGCAGUGACCUGAGCCAGGGGAUUCAGGCAGUACAAGGCCUGGCCCUGUGCACUCUGAGCACUGUGGGCUCUGCUGAGAUGUGCCGGGACUUGGCCACUGAGGUGGAGAAACUGCUCCUGCAACCCGGCUCCUAUGUGCGCAAGAAGGCUGUUCUGACUGCAGUGCACAUGAUCCGGAAGGUCCCCGAGCUCUCCAACAUUUUCCUCCCACCCUGUGCCCAACUGCUUCAUGAACGCCACCACGGCAUCCUGCUGGGCACCGUCACGCUGAUCACGGAGCUCUGUGAACGAAGCCCUGCAGCCCUCAAGCACUUUCGAAAGGUGGUUCCCCAGCUGGUGCAGAUCCUCCAGACUCUGGUGACGACGGGAUACUCCGUAGAACACAGUAUAUCUGGAGUCAGCGACCCCUUUCUGCAGGUCCAGAUACUUCGUCUGCUUCGGAUUCUGGGCCGGAACCAUGAAGAAAGCAGUGAGGUCAUGAAUGACUUGCUGGCCCAGGUGGCCACUAACACAGAUACCAGCCGAAAUGCAGGCAAUGCAGUCCUGUUUGAGACAGUGCUGACCAUCAUGGACAUCCGCUCUGCAGCCGGCCUGCGGGUUCUGGCUGUCAACAUUCUUGGCCGCUUUCUGCUCAACAACGACAAGAACAUUAGGUAUGUAGCCCUGACGUCAUUGCUGCGUAUGGUGCAGUCCGAUCACAGUGCUGUGCAGCGGCACCGGCCCACUGUGGUGGAGUGUCUGCGGGAACCCGACGCCUCUCUUAGCCGGCGGGCCCUGGAACUGAGUCUGGCUCUGGUGAAUAGCUCCAAUGUGCGAGCCAUGACACAAGAGCUGCAGAGCUUUCUGGAAUCCUGCCUCCCUGAUCUACGGGCCGACUGUGCCUCAGGCAUCCUGCUGGCAGCAGAGAGGUUUGCCCCAACCAAGCGCUGGCACAUAGACACCAUCCUGCGUGUGCUGACAACGGCAGGCACCCAUGUACGGGAUGAUGCGGUGGCCAACCUGACCCAGCUGAUUGGGGGUGCUCAGGAGCUACACGCCUACUCUGUGCGCCGCCUCUACAGCGCCCUGGCAGAGGACAUCUCCCAACAACCACUGGUGCAAGUGGCAGCCUGGUGCAUUGGAGAAUAUGGGGACCUCCUGCUGGAGGGGGGCUGUGAGGAAACCGAGCCCCUUCAGGUGGAGGAAGAGAAGGUGUUGGCACUCCUGGAAAAGGUGCUGCAGUCCCACAUGUCCCUACCGGCCACCCGAGGAUAUGCCCUGACAGCCCUCAUGAAGCUCAGCACCCGGCUCCGUGGGGACAACAACCGCAUCCGCCAGGUGGUGUCCAUCUACGGGAGCUGCGUGGACGUGGAGCUGCAGCAGCGGGCCGUGGAGUACAACACGCUCUUCCGGAAGUACGACCACAUGAGGGCUGCCAUCCUAGAAAAGAUGCCUCUUGUGGAGCGAGGUGGCACUCCGGAUGAGGAAGCAAAGGAGAGCAAAGAGGCCCAGCUUUCGGAAGCAGCCCUUGUCCCCACAGAGCCCCAGGCCUCCAAGCUCUUGGAUCUGUUAGAUCUCCUGGAUGGCACUUUUGAGGCUGCCCAGCCCCCACCUGCUCUGGAACCCUCCCCAGGAGGCACUUUAGUACACCUCCUCGACCUGCCCUGUGCGUCUCCAGCCCCAGCUUCCAUCCCAGAUCUCAGAGUGUUUGAGCGUGAAGGACUGCAGCUGAAUCUGUCUUUUGUUCGACCCCCUGGAACCCCUGCUUUGCUCUUAAUCACGGUCACUGCUGUCAACACCUCAGGGGCUGAUGUCACCCACUUUGUCUGUCAGGCUGCUGUGCCCAAGAGUUUCCAUCUGCAGCUACAGGCCCCCAGUGGGGACACAGUUCCAGCUCAGGGUGGCCUUCCAGUGACCCAGCUCCUCAGAAUCCUCAAUCCUAACAAGGCCCCCUUGAGGCUAAAGCUGCGCCUCACCUACAACCACUUUGGCCAGUCGGUGCAGGAGAUCUUUGAGGUGAACAACUUGCCCAUGGAGACGUGGCAGUAACUCAGCCUCCACUCAGUCUGAAAUCCUCCUGUAUCCCAAACUCCCCAGGGUCUCGGCCACUUGGAGCCUGUACCUGACGACUACCAGCAGGUGGCUCUCUGGGCCUACGUUUGCCUCUGCAAAAGAGGCGGGGGGGGGGGGGGGGUGUCUCCACCCCCCAUAAAUAAUAAAAGCCCAAUCAAGCCUGAGGGGGAAAACCAUA